Messenger RNA from Neurospora tetraspora, 1041 nucleotides. RefSeq lists its product as uncharacterized. Bases 201 to 830 code for a protein of 209 amino acids. The record is from RefSeq and is a predicted model, not a curated record. Lineage: Eukaryota; Fungi; Ascomycota; Sordariomycetes; Sordariales; Sordariaceae. The transcript has a single exon.
CGGUCAGACCGGGACUGCUACUUCAGGUACCGGUAUCCAAUUACCUGGGGUACAUAGGGCGAUAGUGGACAACCUCAAGACUGGGGAACAUGAUCCCGUCUGGAGAGCUUCCGCGUCUAAAGAGAUAAAUUCCCGUCUGGGUCCUGGGCCUUGCUUCCGUCGUCGCCAAUGUCGUUUUCCCCACGAUAUGCUAUCUGUCGAUGAUGCCAAUUGGACGGAUAACCGUUGCCAUGAAUGCCAUGAAGAAUCUAAAUUCACAGCGUGCCUGGGCUCGCUUGCUUGCUUGCUUGUCGUCCUCGAAAAGGAGAUGGGGCUCUCGUCGUCGACGAGCAGGGCCAUGGUCCAGAGUGGAACCCGGUGUCGGGACGGGGACCGUGGUGUGGACUCGCGGUGGACUGCAAUUCCUGGCUCCAUCAACCCGGCCCGUAAAAUGGCAAAUUCUUGUCACUCUCCUCCGCCUGGUGUUCGCCUGGUGUCCGCCUGCCCUGGAGCCGCUGAGAAGGAGCGAGCGGGACCACUGGCAGGAAGAGAAGCCAUGGCCAGAAGGCACCAUGCCCGGACCAUUGCGCGCACCUCGCGGGCUACUUGGAUGGUUCACCCAGUGGAUAGCUGCUCGCAAUGCGAUUGGCCAGAAUCGUUUUCUAUUUGCUUCCCUUUGUUUGGUGGUCGUCGAGCCCUUCGCUCUCAUCUUCAGUAGCAGCCAGGGGAUCUCCUUGCUAUUAAACCGCACUCCGUCCCAUACGCUCGCGCUUCUCUCGCUCUUGUUUCGAUUUCAAUCUCUCUUGCCCGUUGCUGUCACCAUCCUGCUGCUGGCUGCUUCCGAGUUCUGAGUCCUUUGGAGAUUCCUCCCCGUUGUCCUCCUGUUAGUCGGCCUUCCCUCAGUUCCCUAUCUUAUCGGCUGCCCAUAUCUGCAACAUCCGGAUCUUUUCAGUUGUCGAUUGAUCUUCGAGUCCCGUCCCUGACUUGGCAACGCAGACGGUAUCGUUUUCAGACAUUACAACAGGUACGAGGAACUUGUACAUAUAAAAGGUACUUACAUUA